AAAAAGAGAUGAGAGCGUGUGGGAAGUGAGGAUGCCACGCUUUCAAGUUUCAAUUCCAAACACAAACCAAAUCCCACUUGCAAUUUCCCUUACAAUUUUCACCAUUUGCCUCCACUCCAUCAACAACCUCCCCUUAUCUUCUAGGAAGCUUAAAUCCGAAAUCCAAAACCCCAUUAUUAACGAUUAUUGUUGCAUUAACAAAGGAUCAUGGCAAUGACAGUACAGUUGCAGCAGCAAGCAGCUACAACUGCAGCUACUGCAAGCAAGUCAUGGAGUAUACCUUCAGCACUGGUGCCUCCUGCAGGUACCAGCAUCGGCCUCAGGCGUGCUGCUGAUCGCUUCGCACUGCGAUCAUCUUUCUCGUCUUCCUCCCUCCGUCUUCCAAGUGUCAAUGUUACUGCUGCCCCUAAAUUCUCUAUGCGUGUUGCAUCCAAACAGGCCUACAUCUGCCGUGAUUGUGGAUAUAUUUACAACGAUCCUCGGAAACCUUUCGAGAAAUUACCAGACAAUUUCUUCUGUGCUGUAUGCGGUGCUCCAAAGCGCAGAUUCAGGCCAUAUGACCCUCCUGUAACCAAGAAUGUCAAUGACAAAAAUGUUCGAAAAGCAAGGAAAGAACAGAUUAAACAAGAUGAAGCUAUUGGGAAAGCUUUGCCUAUUGCCAUUGUUGUUGGAAUCGCCAUACUCGGUGGUGUUUACUUCUACCUCAACAGCACCUUCUAAGGUCUCAGAUCGAAGUUUUGUACUCAGCACAGCUUAUUCAUAAUACCCUGUAUUUUGGACCUCCUUUAACAUCAAUAGCCGCAAUCUCUUAUUCUUUUUGUAUAAUCGUAUUAUCAAGAAAUAUUGAAGUACAAACUUAAAGAAAGCAUAUAAAAACAAUUUACUAUGUCA
Messenger RNA from Spinacia oleracea (spinach), 891 nucleotides. RefSeq lists its product as uncharacterized. The transcript has 4 exons. NCBI's taxonomy places the organism in Eukaryota, Viridiplantae, Streptophyta, Magnoliopsida, Caryophyllales, Amaranthaceae. The record is from RefSeq and is a predicted model, not a curated record. Bases 208 to 720 code for a protein of 170 amino acids. Gene Ontology annotation, molecular function: iron ion binding.